Molecule: messenger RNA, 7811 nt
Organism: Plectropomus leopardus (leopard coralgrouper)
Lineage: Eukaryota; Metazoa; Chordata; Actinopteri; Perciformes; Serranidae
Source: RefSeq, a predicted model, not a curated record
UGAUCCAAUCAGAGUGAACGCUUCUCCAGAGAGUGAUAACGUUGAGCUACUGUAACUGUACUGUCAGAAAACAACGGCAUAAGGCUAACGUUUACCUAUUUUUGUAACCAGCUCAGCGUUAUUUAUCAUGUAUCUUAUUGCUGCCUGGUAUGUUUCCGGCAGUUCAGUAGAUGUCCACCCCUUCAGACACAUCAGGUGGUAUGUCCCAUCCUGGCCCUUCUCCGGGGGCAGGUCUAUCCCCAGGGCCCAUCCUGGGCCCCAGCCCUGGACCGGACCCCUCACCAGGCUCUGUUCACAGUAUGAUGGGACCCAGUCCUGGACCUGGUACACCCAACGCUCCUCAUGGCAUGCAGGGCCAGGGACAAAGUGACUACUCUCAGGACAGCAUGUACCCUAUGCACAAGACCAUGGAAGGGAUGAACGAGAAGGCCAUGGCGGAUGCAAUGCACUUUGGUCACAUGAAAGGUGUAGGGAUGAGAUCUCUGCACAGCGGUAUGGGGCCUCCACAGAGUCCGAUGGACCAGCACAGCCAAGGAUACAUGUCCCCCCAUCCAUCCCCCAUGGGUGUCCAUGAGCAUGCUUCCAGUCCCAUGUCAGGAGGUGGAGGCGGUGGGGGACCCACGCCGCCCCACAUGCCUCCCUCCCAGUCAGGCCCUAUGAUGCCCAUGGAUCCACAGUCAGGGGUGCCCAACAUGUCCAACAUGAGCCAGCAGGGGCGGGGACCUUCUGCUUUCAGUCCGGUCCAGCUGCAGCAGCUCAGAGCUCAGAUCCUAGCCUACAAGAUCCUGGGCCGUGGGCAACCACUGCCUGAAAACCUCCAGCUGGCUGUUCAGGGCAAGAGGAGCCUACCCACAAUGCAGCAGCAGCAGCAACAACAACAACAACAGCAGCAGCAACAGCAGCAGCAGCAGCAGCAGCAGGCACCUAGUGUUAGUCCUUACAACAGGCCUCCAGGUAUGCCAAUGGCACCUUUGGGUGGUCCCCAGUCAAGUCCCUGCCCUACCCCGACCAUGCAAGGACACAGUCAAAGCACAGGACCCAAGCCUUGGUCUGAUGGUCAGGGUGGUGAGAAUCAAGCCAGCGCUCAGAAGCACCUCACUCCAGUCACCAGUGGACGUCCGUCCCCUGCACCACCUCAGGCCUCGGCUGUGCCACCUGGGCCCAUGCCAGGCGCUUCAGUGACCCCUCAGCCUCCCGGGCAGCAGGUGUCCCCCAUGCUCCAGAUGCAGAAACAGAACCGCGUCACACCAAUCCAGAAGCCCCAGGGCCUGGACCCAGUGGGGAUCCUGCAAGAAAGAGAGUACAGGUUGCAGGCUCGCAUUGCACAUCGAAUCCAGGAACUGGAAAGUUUGCCAGGCUCACUUCCCCCCGACCUGAGGACUAAAGCCACAGUGGAGCUCAAGGCACUGCGUCUACUUAACUUCCAGCGGCAGCUGAGACAGGACGUGGUGGCAUGCAUGAGGCGAGACACGACGCUGGAGACAGCCCUCAACUCCAAGGCUUACAGACGCAGCAAGCGGCAGACGCUGAGAGAGGCCCGCAUGACCGAGAAGCUAGAGAAACAGCAGAAGCUUGAGCAGGAGAAGAAGCGCAGACAAAAACAUCAGGAAUAUCUCAACAGUAUCCUUCAGCACGCUAAAGACUUCAAGGAGUAUCACCGCUCAGUGUCCGGGAAAAUGCAGAAACUCACCAGAGCUAUCGCCACCUGGCACACCAACACGGAGAGGGAACAGAAGAAGGAGACUGAGAGAAUUGAGAAGGAGAGGAUGAGGAGACUGAUGGCGGAAGAUGAGGAAGGUUACAGAAAACUCAUUGACCAAAAGAAAGACAAGCGUCUGGCCUAUUUGCUGCAGCAGACGGAUGAAUAUGUGGCCAACCUCACCACCCUGGUUCACGAACACAAAGCUGCCCAGGCUGCCAAGGAGAAGAAGAAGAGGAAGAAGAAAAAGAAGAGGGUGGAUGGAGAUGGCGAAGGCCCCAGUGCCAUUGGACCUGACGGAGAGCCCAUGGAUGAGAGCAGCCAAAUGAGCGAGCUGCCAGUCAAAGUGAUUCAGACAGAGACUGGCAAAGUUUUGCAGGGAACCGAUGCUCCCAAAUCCAGCCAGCUGGAGGCCUGGCUCGAGAUGAACCCUGGGUAUGAAGUCGCCCCACGGUCAGACAGCGAGGAGAGUGGCUCAGAGUUUGAGGAGGAGGAGGAAGAGGAAGGGGCCAAAGCAGAACCAGAGGAAAAGAAGAUAAUCGACGAUGAAGACGCAGUUCAGCAGGCGGACACCAAGCACAUUAUCGAGUCAGCAAAGCAGGACGUGGAUGAUGAGUACAGUGUUCCCACUGGACAAACCAGCUCCCAGUCCUACUAUGGUGUGGCCCAUGCUGUCAUUGAAAGGGUGGAGAAGCAGUCGUCGCUGCUGGUCAACGGCACACUCAAACAUUACCAGAUCCAGGGGCUGGAGUGGAUGGUGUCCCUUUACAACAACAAUCUGAAUGGCAUCCUGGCUGAUGAAAUGGGCCUCGGAAAAACCAUCCAAACCAUCGCCCUAAUCACCUACCUUAUGGAGCACAAGAGGAUCAACGGUCCCUUUCUCAUCAUUGUCCCUCUUUCGACUUUGUCUAACUGGGUCUAUGAACUUGACAAGUGGGCACCCUCUGUGGUCAAAAUUGCUUAUAAGGGCACCCCCGUGUUGCGGCGUGGGCUGGUGCCUCAACUCCGCAGUGGGAAGUUCAACGUCUUGCUGACCACCUAUGAGUACAUCAUCAAGGACAAGCACAUACUGGCGAAGAUUCGUUGGAAGUACAUGAUUGUGGACGAGGGUCACCGCAUGAAGAACCACCACUGUAAGCUGACCCAGGUGUUGAACACCCACUAUGUGGCUCCUCGCCGCCUCCUCCUCACCGGCACGCCACUGCAGAACAAGCUGCCCGAGCUGUGGGCGCUGCUCAACUUCCUCCUGCCCACCAUCUUUAAGAGCUGCACCACCUUCGAGCAGUGGUUCAACGCGCCGUUCGCCAUGACAGGAGAGAGGGUGGACCUGAAUGAGGAGGAGACCAUCCUGAUUAUCCGGCGUUUGCAUAAGGUGCUCCGCCCCUUCCUGCUACGCAGACUGAAGAAAGAGGUGGAGUCUCAGCUGCCAGAGAAGGUGGAGUACGUGGUGAAAUGUGACAUGUCUGCCAUACAGAAGGUUCUGUACCGCCACAUGCAGAAAGGCAUCCUCCUCACUGACGGCUCAGAGAAAGAUAAGAAGGGUAAAGGAGGAGCAAAGACCCUGAUGAACACCAUCAUGCAGCUGAAGAAGAUCUGCAACCAUCCCUACAUGUUCCAGCACAUCGAGGAAUCUUUUGCCGAGCACUUGGGCUUUCCUAACGGCUUCAUCAGUGGGCUUGAUCUGUAUCGAGCCUCUGGGAAGUUUGAGCUCCUGGAUCGAAUCCUGCCGAAGCUGCAGGCCACCAAUCACAGAGUCCUGCUGUUCUGCCAAAUGACCACUCUCAUGACAAUCAUGGAGGACUACUUCAGCUAUCGUAACUUUCAGUAUUUACGUCUUGACGGAACCACCAAAUCCGAGGACCGAGCAGCACUGCUGAAGAAAUUUAACGAGGAAGGAUCUCAGUACUUCAUCUUCCUGCUCAGUACCAGAGCUGGCGGCCUCGGCCUCAACCUGCAGGCUGCAGACACUGUCGUCAUCUUUGACAGUGACUGGAACCCACACCAGGACCUUCAGGCUCAGGACCGGGCUCACCGCAUCGGUCAGCAGAACGAAGUGCGUGUGCUUCGUCUCUGCACCGUCAACAGUGUGGAGGAGAAAAUCUUGGCAGCUGCCAAAUACAAACUCAACGUGGAUCAGAAGGUCAUCCAGGCGGGCAUGUUCGACCAGAAGUCGUCGAGUCACGAGCGUCGUGCCUUCCUCCAGGCCAUUUUAGAAACCGAGGAGCAGAAUGAGGAAGAAGAUGAGAUACCCGAUGAUGAAACUCUUAACCAGAUGAUAGCCCGCAAUGAGGAUGAAUUUGAGCUCUUUAUGCGUAUGGACAUGGACAGACGCCGGGAGGACGCCAGGAAUCCGAAGCGUAAGCCUCGUCUCAUGGAGGAGGACGAGCUGCCUUCUUGGAUCAUCAAAGACGAAGCUGAGGUCGAACGUCUCACAUAUGAAGAGGAGGAGGAGAAGAUGUUCGGACGGGGAUCACGCUGUCGUCGUGACGUGGACUACAGCGACACGCUGACUGAAAAACAGUGGCUGCGGGCUAUCGAGGAUGGAAACCUAGAGGAGAUGGAGGAAGAGAUCCGGCUGAAGAAGCGUAAACGCAAGAGACGUCAGGACAAGGACUCGUCAAGCAGAGACGACGGAGGCUCCAAGGCCAAGAAGAAACGCGGACGUCCACCAGCUGAGAAACUCUCCCCCAACCCCCCGAAACUCACCAAGCAAAUGAACACCAUCAUCGAUACGGUCAUCAACUACAGAGACGGGUCAGGAAGACAACUAAGCGAGGUGUUUGUUCAGUUACCAUCCAGGAAGGAGCUCCCCGAAUAUUACGAGCUGAUCAGAAAACCUGUGGACUUCAAAAAGAUCAAGGACCGUGUGAGAAGCCAUAAGUACAGAGGUGUGGGAGACUUGGAGAGGGACGUGAUGCUGCUUUGUCACAACGCCCAGACCUUCAACCUGGAGGGAUCCCAGAUAUACGAGGACUCCAUCGUCCUUCAGUCUGUCUUCAAGAGUGCCAGACAGAAGAUUGCAAAGGAUGAAGAGAGUGAAGAUGACAGCGAUGAGGAUGACGAGGACGAGGACGAGUCAGAGGCCGAGGCCAAGUCUGUGCGGGUUAAGAUCAAGCUGAGUAAAGAGGCGCGCAGUCAGGACAAAGGCAAGAAGAGGCAAAGCCGGGGGAAGGCCAAGCCGGUUGUCAGUGACGACGACAGCGACGAUGACCUGGAUGACAAUGAUCAGUCGGACAAGAGCGACGACGAGUGAGGACAGGACGAUAUCAACUCUAGCACUUACAACAAAAAGGACAAUAUCUUCCAUCACCGUUGUUCAGGUUCAUUUUCUGUAUUUUUUAUUUUUACUUCAUUUGUCCUCUAUGUCUGUUUUUAGUGUGUAUUGUCGCACCUUCUCCUACCAGCUUGGAAAUGUAUUACUAAUAAUCAAUAAGCUACAGCAAUACCAAUCUGCUUAUAUUCCUGUUUUUAAGACAAAUUUUUAGUAUAUUUUUUAACUCUGUGCUUUAAAAGACGAUUUAAAUUCUGUAUGAAAAAAAGGAAGAAAAAAGAUUUGGUCACGCUACACGCGCUUUUGCUUGAUUUGUACUCGCUUGCUUGCACUUUUAGAAAAUUAAAUACUGACAUCAAAAUAACAAUAAAAAAAUAAAGUAAUAAAAACAAAUAUAUAUGUAUAGCCAAGGAAAUCCAAGUUGGAGAGCCAGUGGUGUUUUGAAAAGAAAAGGCAAUCAAGUUUUUAAUUUUCUGGAUUCAUAGUUUCACCUCGUGCAGUGCCAAAUGUUAGAGAUCGUUUGCUAAGCCCCUCCCCCCGACCAGCGGUUAACCAAUCAUUGCCUAGCAACCGUAACUAGAGAUGCUAAGAGUUUGGAGGAUGGUGCCUUUCCAAAACCAACAUAAGAGAGCAAAAAACACCACAAUAAACAUGAAAACAUACAGUUUAAAAGUUUGUAAACGAAGGGUCGACUGAUGGUGUUUUUUCAGGGCCGAUACUGAUACCGAUUAUUAGUUCUUGAUGAGAGCAGAAACCAAUAUUUGGAGCUGAUAUACAUUUAUGUCUGUAAUCGCCAAAUGUGAACCAAGCAUUCAAACAGGUUAAGAUUAGAACAGAAUAAUCUCUGUAAACAGAUAUCUGCAUAUGUAUGCAUCAUCACUCACAGAGUUCAGUCCGAGCAGUGCUGACCAAUCAAAUUUGAGCAGACUUUGGUUUCUAGUCCACGUGGAACGCAAAGCAUUGUCCGAAAUGGACCUGGGAGCCCAUCAGCUGUCGUCUGACGAUAUCACCUGUUACAUGUUCUCAUUUAUCUGCACUCAUAUGCAGAUAUCUGUUUACAGACAUGAGCCGAAAUAUCAUUCAGGCGUUUCUCAGGCUGCUAAUCAAACUGUAAACUGUGAUUAGUGCACGAGAGGAAGGCUCGAAAAUCUGCUGACUACACUGGAAGAGAAAAGAAUAACAGUCUGAAUAUUACAUUUUUCCAUAUCGUGCUUGUAAAACUUUGAAGACUGUUUCGCUGUCUAGUGCUACAAAACAGUGAAGUUUCUUUAUUUCUAUGUUUUCUGUCGACCGUUAGCCGGUGACGAUGCUAACAUUUUUGCCUUAGACAUUUUAGCCUCAGCUUGUCUUUUAGCAUGUUAUCACUCUAAGUGCAUAUGUAAGACUCCUUUUAUAAGAGUCUCAGUUUCAAACAAGUCAGCUGGAAACCUUUUUUUUGUUUUAGCCAACUUGCAAAACUUAAUCGUGACUUUAAUUAGCUCGCUAUACCUACAGCUGAUCAAAUCUGCCAGCGUCAGUAGCCAUUUCAGCUAAAUUGACGGUCACCAGCUAGAAAUGAGAAGUACCUCUUUUGCAUAAUGUAAAAUUUUUACAUAUCUUUUGUUAUUUUUUUUAAAAAUGCCAAGAAUUUUGACAUUAAAAGUGCCACCUUUUUCAUUAAAAACUACAAGAAUAGCAACAGCUGUAACUACGAGGGGCUAAGUGGACACUCGAUUAUGAAUUAUCAUGAAGCAUUUCUUAAGUCUGUUCAGCCAUUAAGUGCUUAUCAAAAGAUUCUUGUGGAAAAUAAAUUUGCUAAAAACAUUUUUAAGUCAACUAGAAAGUUUUUUCAGCCAACUCACAUGGCUGAAGUCAACUAAAUUAGCUAGCUGAUAAAAUCUGCCAGUGACUGCGAUUAUUUCAACAAAAUUAACAAAUAAGAAACCACAACCCAUUUGUUUGUUUACCUUCAUCUGAAAUAUGGAAGCUAAUUAUUAAAAACGCGCUUACAUUUUUUCAGUAAAUCUGACAUUUUUAUUAAAAAAAAGAAUAGAAAGCUCUACAGACAAAGCAACUUUAGCUACGAGGGGCGGGGCUUAGCGAACACUUUUUAGAGUGAACUAUUUCUUAAAUCUAUAUUUAAUAAAAAUUUUAGCCAACACAACAAAAUGUCACUUGUUGCUUGACAAGUUCAAUAUUAUUUUGAGGUGGCCAUUAAUGCUGAAUGCUUUUUUUUUUUUUAAUGUUUUCAUGAAAAAGAAUUGUAACCUUACAUUACGUAGGCGGCACAUUAUUUAGGUAAGUCCACGUGUUUCAUGUACCCUUUUCCUCUGAUGCUUUCAGGUUGUGUCAGAGUAGAAGUUUUUGACUUUGUUGUGAUGAUUUUGAAAGGUCUUGUUUUGUUGAGUUAAACCAGCAUCUGUCAUAGCUAAAUGUAGCUUUUAAAGCGUUUGGAAAACAUGUCGCAAACAGACUGUAAAGAGCAAAGUCUUAGCUGGAUUUAUACGGACUUUUAAAGACUUUAAAUGACGGAAAAUACACAAAACAGUAUUACAAAUUUUGAUUUGAAUGACACAGUGAAUAUAACAGUAUAUUUUGAUUUAUUUGGAUUGAAGUGUUUGUGUUCCUGUGUUAGUUUUGAGCCCUCAUUUUAUCGGUUUAAGUAUGUUGUUUGUAGCAUGAAAUCUUUUGGCAAUAUACUGUGUACAUGCAGAUAUACAUCAUUUUUUGUUUGUGUAACAUGUGCUUGCCGACUCUCCAUAAGUGUGACUUAAUCUUUGCUUUCUUUGCACAGUGUCUUUGUGGUUGUAUCUCAUAGCCCAGGGCAAAUAAAAUCUCACCGAUUUUCAGCACAAAAAAAAA